Molecule: messenger RNA, 714 nt
Organism: Lolium perenne
Lineage: Eukaryota; Viridiplantae; Streptophyta; Magnoliopsida; Poales; Poaceae
Source: RefSeq, a predicted model, not a curated record
AUGUGGAAGCUCCACGACGAUGCCUCCAAGAAGGGAAACGGCGCCCUGAGGCGUCGCCAUCGCCGGCGCCGACCAGGUCGGGCAGAGCUUUCACCCGGAGCAAGCACCCUCCCGUCGAGGCUUCCUUCACCGGCAGGGAAGCCGGAGCAUGCCAUCAUGCGCGCCAGCACCGCCAACCACCUCGCCCACCAUGACACCGCCGCUGCCCGGGGCCGCCGCCCCGGCACACCACCACCAACCAGCAGCCGCUGCAACCUGCAGCACCUCCACGACCAGGGGCCCUCGCCGGCCAGCACCUCACCGCCACAAACGCCCGGACCUCCCGCGGCCGAGCUGGCCCGCAUGGCCCGGAUCCGGCCCGGCCAAGCCCGACCACACCCGGCGCCGCCGCGCCUCGCCACACCCGCACGGCCGCCACGUGCAGCCCGUAGCCAGCAGCGCCGCCGCGCUCGCCGCUGCCGCCCGCCGCCGCGCCUGUCGCAGACCGCAUCCCGCCGCCGCGAUUCCCCAAAUCCGCGAGCUAGCCUCCGCCGGCCGGAGAGAGGACAGGUCCUGCCGCCGCCGCUCCGCGCGGGCUUUGCCCGGCGGAGACCACCGGCGACGGCAGGGGAGGAGGGGACGGAGGGGGAGGGGUGCUUGCCGGCGGGUGGUGUCGCCGCCCGUGUCGCCCAGGGGAGGAGCGACGCGGGGGCCGUUUUGAAACACGCGAUAUAG